UUACUUAUUUCAUUUUUGAUGGUAAUGCAUUCAACUUCCGUUUUAAGUCAUACAUCUGGUGAUCAGGCGCUAGCUAGUAUAAAACGUUUGGAAAAAUUACACAAAGCCAUAGAAGAAGAAACAAAAAUUCUGAAAAUUCGGGCUUACUCAGUUUUUGGAGAAAGCAAGGAAUCCGAGGACGAGCCUGACGAAUCUCUACACCACGGAGGAAAUUACGUGCGUUGGGGAAGAACAACGUGUCCUAGCACUUCAUGGACGAUAUAUAAAGGAUACGCUGGUGGAUCUUUCUAUAAACAUACUGGUGCCGCGGCUAAUUAUUUGUGUCUACCUAGAGAUCCUCAAUGGAGCGAGAAGGCGAUGGGAGAGAAAAAAAAGCAGGACAGUGUCGCCUUUGUUUACGGGUCAGAAUAUAUACUAGCUCAGGAAAAUGAAGGUUUUUUUGGAUCUGAAGUCAAUUCAGGCGGAGAUGAUGUGCCUUGUACAGUUUGCGGAGUAGAACGAACCAACAUUUUGAUGAUUCCGGCAAGGACUUCAUGUUAUGAUGGCUGGAAAAGGGAAUACACAGGUUAUCUUGUAGCUGGGCAUCGUGAUCAUGCUGCGGCAUCUGAAUACAUUUGCCUUGAUGAAAAUCCGGAAGCUACAGGAGCUCCCCGUAAUGAGAACGGAAAGCUAUUCUACUUGACGGUAGGAAAAUGUGGUCCUUUACCAUGUCCACCGUAUGAUGAUGGAAGACUAUUAUCAUGCGUGGUUUGCACGAAGUAGAUGGUUUAUAUUCUACACUACCAUCGGUUGGGUAAUAAUGUAAUAUUAACAAUGCUAUGAUUGACUAAUACUAUAAUUAUUUUGUAAAGCUAAUACUGUUGCAUAUAGACUAUAAGGUUAUUGUUUGAAACUUGAAGAAGUAGGAGAAGAAGGAGGAGAAGAAGAAAAUGAAGAAGAAGAAGAAACCGAAAUACCUGUAUGGAUGGAAAAUGUUUGUAUAUUUUCUCAUCAGCAAACAGCGCAUUCAUAAAAUCAUCGCUGAACGGAUAAUACCUCAAAAUCGCAGUAUAAUUUUUUGUUCAGGAAAAUUUAUUCUGUUUAUGCAAAAUAUGUACGCGUGUUAUAAAUAACAUUUAAUAACAUUUUAUGUAUGUUUAAUCAAAUGA
Messenger RNA from Ruditapes philippinarum (Manila clam), 1148 nucleotides. RefSeq lists its product as uncharacterized. The record is from RefSeq and is a predicted model, not a curated record. Lineage: Eukaryota; Metazoa; Mollusca; Bivalvia; Venerida; Veneridae. The transcript has 3 exons. Bases 19 to 762 code for a protein of 247 amino acids.